This is a messenger RNA of Ornithorhynchus anatinus (platypus), 4141 nucleotides long. It is a transcript of the gene COLEC12, whose product is annotated as collectin subfamily member 12. Bases 296 to 2530 code for a protein of 744 amino acids. The transcript is spliced from 11 exons. NCBI's taxonomy places the organism in Eukaryota, Metazoa, Chordata, Mammalia, Monotremata, Ornithorhynchidae. The record is from RefSeq and is a predicted model, not a curated record. Gene Ontology annotation, molecular function: signaling receptor activity.
GGAGAAGAGGAGGUGGAGAAGAAGAAGAAGAGGAGAAGGAGGAGGAGGAGGAAGAGAAGUUAGAGCAGUUCCGCCUGGCUGCAGCCGGGCAUCCCGUAGGACGGUGGGCUGGGCAGCGGCCGUGCUGGUGCCCCCGGUGCCCCCGGUGCCCGCCGGGGAUGGCAGUGCAGUGAGCGGCCAGCGGCCCGGCCCGGCCCAGCGGAGCGCAGCCCUUCGCGGAGGGUCCCCGCCGCCGCCACCAUGAAAGUGUCAUUGAGGUGUUAAGGAAAUCUCUGCGGUAGUUCCGGGGAGGAGGAUGGCUACCUCAGACGAUUUUGCAGAGGAAGAGGAGGUGCAGUCCUUCGGUUACAAGAGGUUCGGUAUUCAGGAAGGAACCCAAUGUACCAAAUGUAAAAAUAACUGGGCACUGAAGUUUUCGAUCAUAUUACUCUAUAUUCUGUGUGCCCUGCUAACCAUCACGGUGGCCAUUCUGGGAUACAAAGUUGUGGAGAAAAUGGACAGCGUUACAGGCGGCAUGGAGACGUCACACCUGCGAUACACCGAGAAACUCACAGAGGUGGAGAGCGGCCUCAAGAAAUUAGGGGACCAGACCGGACAGAAGGCCGUGAGCACCAACUCGGAACUCUCCGGCUUCAGGUCCGACAUCCUGGACCUGCGCCAGCAGCUCCGCGAGGUGACGGAGAAGACCGCCAGGAACAAAGACACCUUGGAGAAGUUACAGGAGAGUGGGGUCGCGCUGGACGACCGGCAGAGCCAAAUGAAGGAAACCCUGGAGAACAACUCCUUCCUGAUCACCACGGUCAACAAGACCCUCCAGGCCUACAAUGGUUACGUCAACAACCUGCAGCAAGACACCAGCAACCUCCAGGCCAACCUGCAGAGCCAGAUGCAUUCUCACAACGUGGUCGUCAUGAAUCUCAACAACCUGAACCUGACCCAGGUGCAGCAGAGAAACCUCAUCGGCAUCCUGCAGAGGUCAGUGGAUGACACCAGCCAGGCCAUCCAGCGAAUCAAGAACGACUUUCAGAACCUGCAGCAGGUCUUCCUCCAAGCGAGGAAGGACACCGACUGGUUCAAGGAGAAGGUGCAGAACCUGCAGGCUCUGGCCGCCAACAACUCUGCCCUGGCCAAAGCCAACAACGACACCCUGGAGGACAUGAACAGCCAGCUGAACUCGUUCGGCGGCCAGAUGGACAACAUCACGACCGUCUCCCAGGCCAACGAGCAGAACCUGAAGGACCUUCAGGACUUCCACCGGGAUUCCGAGAACAGGACGGCCACUAAGUUCAACCAACUGGAGGAGCGCUUCCAGUUCUUUGAGUCCGACAUAGUCAACAUCAUUAGCAAUAUCAGCUACACCGCUCACCACCUGAGGACACUGACCAGCAAUCUGAAUGACGUCAGGACCACUUGCACGGACACCCUGACGAAGCACACCGACGACCUCACGGUGCUGAACAAUUCGCUGGCCAACAUCCGUUUGGACUCCACCUCUCUCAGGAUGCAGCAGGACGUGAUGAGGUCGAGGUUGGACGUCGAAGUGGCCAAUCUCUCGGUGAUCAUGGAAGAGAUGAAACUGGUGGACUCCAAGCACGGUCAGCUCAUCAAGAAUUUUACAAUUCUGCAAGGCCCUCCCGGUCCACGGGGACCCAAAGGUGACAGGGGCCCCCAAGGGCCGCUGGGUCCCACCGGAAACAAAGGACAGAAGGGAGAGAAGGGAGAGGCCGGGCCUCCGGGGCCCGUCGGCGAGAAAGGCCCGGUCGGGCCCAUUGGGCCUCCCGGGGAAAAAGGCGGGAAGGGCUCCAGAGGCUCCCCGGGCUCCAAAGGCCAGAAAGGAUCCACCGGGAAGACGGGCCUACCGGGGCCCAGCGGAGACCCCGGCCCACCGGGCCCCGCCGGCAAGGAUGGUCCUCCCGGCCCUCAGGGCCCACCGGGAUUCCAAGGACUGCAGGGAACUGUGGGAGAGCCCGGCGUGCCUGGACCCCGGGGCCUGCCCGGCCUGCCAGGGGUACCGGGCCUACCUGGGCUCAAGGGCCCUCCCGGUCCCCCUGGCCCGGCUGGAGUCGUAGUCCCUCAAGCCUUGCAGAGAGAACCGACCGCGGCGCCGGAGGACAAUGGGUGUCCUCCUCACUGGAAGAAUUUCACAGACAAAUGCUAUUAUUUUGCAACCGAAAAAGAGAUUUUUGAUGAUGCAAAACUAUUCUGUGAAGAGAGGUCUUCACAUCUGGUUUUCAUAAACACAAGAGAGGAGCAGCAAUGGAUCAAAAAGCAAAUGGUUGGGAGAGACAGCCUCUGGAUAGGCCUCACGGAUUCAGACCGAGAAGGAGAGUGGAAGUGGCUGGACGGGAGCGCUCCGGAAUUCACGAACUGGAAAAACGGGCAGCCGGAUAACUGGGGCCGGGGCCAUGGGCCCGGGGAAGACUGUGCAGGAUUAAUCUACGCCGGCCUCUGGAAUGACUUCCAGUGUGAGGACAUUAACAGCUUCAUUUGCGAAAAAGAUAGGGAGACAGCCCAGUUUUCUGUGUCAUAAUAGCUGUGAAAUACAGACAAGCACAAGUCUUGGAGGUUCCCCAAAGCAGAGGAUACUUUUUGCUGAUUGGAUCACUUUCCCUUCACAUUGAGAAAGAAAGCACUGAACACUGGUUCCGAGGAAAAUUCGACAGCGAAUCUCUCUGUCCUUCCACCGUCGUCAAAGACUUGGGAUCUUUUCCUGUUCUCAGAGCCUGCGAUUGGAGAGUGCCGAUGGACUGGACCAAAUACACUUUUCUCUAUGAGUAACUGCACAAGUAUGCAAGUUCUAACUUCAGAAAUAUGGAAUAUUCCAGUCUUGUUUAGACUGCUGGCCACUCAGCUCUAGGAAAAGCUUAUCCACCUACUGUUUAAACAGUACACUUCGUUUGCUAAAAUCCCAAAUGUAGGAAGAUUAUUCAGAUAUACGUAUAUAAAUAUAUAUAUAUAGUCCAUCUCUUACUGAUAAUAUGGAAUAUACUUUUAAGAGCUUUUAAAACUUCAUAUUUUUGUACAAAAUAUUUGCUUUAUACGAUUUUUUUUCUCUUUUGUAGUUGUCAUUUUACCAAUAUAGUACUUGGAGCCAAAGAAAGCAGUAAUGAUACUAACAACAACUCAUAGAGUUUCUUGUCAGGUUUAGCUCUACCCAGAGGUAGGAAAUGUUUUUCAAAUUAAAUAUAUAUAUAUACAUAUAUGUAUAUAUGUAUAUGUGUACACGUGUAUAUAUAUAUAUAUGUAUGUAUACAUAUACAUACAUAUAUAUAUAUAUAUAUAUAUCAUUCUCCAAGGAAGUUGCUCAAGUGAAAUACCUUUGCUCAUCUUGUCAGUGAUGGUUCUGGGAUUUUGUGCAGGUCUGAGUUUGAGAGGAAAAAGCUGGGAAGGAGAAGGAGGAAGAGGAGGAGAAGGAAGAUCAGGAGAGGAAGGAAGACGCAGCGGAGGAGGAGAGAGAGGAAAAAGAGCGGGAAGGAGAGGAGGAGGAGGAGGAGGAGACUCGGCCUGAAAUAGCCUCUCAGGGCCCGAGGACACCUGGGUGCAUCGUGGACUGGGUUCAGAGGUGGCAACUAUGUGCCAUUUUCCCUUUCUCCUAUUUUCGGGUGGGGGAGAGAUGGGAAAGUUGACUGGAAACAGACUAGGCCUGAAUCACUGGCUCUCUGAAUGCCCUGGUGGUAUUUGCGAGGGCAGGAAAAGUUUGGUCUCCCAGGACCACAACGCUGAGGGGAGCUGAGAGAUUGACUCAAACCAAAGUGUCACUUAGGGAGAUGGAAAUAAAACCCAGGAUUCCCAGAAAGAGAUUUUGUAUCUGGAUUCCCCACAUGUGGUACCGGAACCCGGGUAUUCCGGAACACCAGACCAAACCAAAGGCCACUAAAACCAUUUCUUGCAAAUGACUAAUUGAUUGAUUACUUGAUUGAUGAACUGCCCUAAUGCCCUGAUCCCUUCCCACCCUAUCCUCUCCCCACUCCUGGAUCCCUAAGGGAUGAUGUGUGUCGAAACUGGCAUCGGGUGGAGCUCAAGAAAGCAAUCCCCACUUCCAGAGCCCCUUCUCUCCUGCUCCCAAGGAGCUGGCUCGACAGUGUGCUGCUGUCUAUACAAUUUUUAAAGAAUAAACUCAUAAUUCAACUUAAAACCCCCA